UCGUCCACCAUGUGCUUGAGGAGCUGGUAGUAUGUGGGCCCGGUGCCAUGCCGUAAUUCCGACGCGUCAUUGUUCCGACGUCUCAAUGGUCCGAAAUAUUUCCCAUUAGAUCGACAUGACGCUAUGCCGACGGUUCAAUGUUCCGAAAAAGGAACCCAUUGGUCCGAAGGUCCGUUUGUCAGACUUUUCAAAAAGGAGGCGCAUUAGGCCGACGGUUCAAUAUGCCGAAUAGGCCAAGGAGCAAUUCCACAUGUGUGAUUAUGAAACCAAAAAUAAAAGACGAUGUAGGCUAAGUUCCAGAAGUGCACUUCACCAAGCCAGACUGUUGCUGUGGGCUUGAACGGUCACAAGAGGUGAAUUUAUGAAGCGCACGUUAUACAAGGACUAAUGCUUUUCCUGUAAAGAAGUCAAACGGUACCCUUCUGUCCGUGUCAGCUGGCAAACUUCUCUCCGAUCUGGGGAAUGCGGACAGAGCGGACCUGUGGCCAGGGGAGAUGGAGAGACAGACGGAGAGACAGUGUCGUCACUAUCGUCCCUGCGGCUCCUCGUCCCUCCCCUCCGACUCUUCUCUGCGGUGAUGUGGGAGGUCGCCCGGCAACAGAGGACGAGCCACUUUGGGAUGUUGGAAGACUUUAUUUCCUUGGUUACGGACGCCAUCCCAGAGCUUUUGACCGGCCAGCAGAAAAGCCUUUUGCUGCUCGGGCUGAGGGCCAAGAGGACCCAGGAAGUACUGAGCGGUGAGGUCGCCGACACCCCGGGCGCCGUCCCACACCACAUGGAAAGGAUCCACGCGGUCUCCUUGGAAACGGACAGCAGUGUGUUGAAGCAGUGGGCGUCCAGUCUACAGGCAGAGAGACCCGAGGAGGCCCAACAGCACCUCCUGCAGACCCUUUUGGACCAGGACUUCACAUCAGCCCUGGAGGGUCUGUUGUGUCACUUCCUGUCCAGACUUGACCAGAGCUUCCCCGUUCCUGACUUCAAACAGACUGCAGUCUGGCUGUCGGCGCCCUCCGCUGGCCUGGAGGAGUGUCUGCAGGAGAUCGACUCCAACAGGGAGGAGCUGAAGGAUCUGCUGUCCAAUCAGACCUACCGCCUGGGACACAGCACCACCUCAGGCUGUUCCGUUGAUGAGGACCACCUACUGAGCGCCUGGUCCCGCCUCAAGCCCCCCCCACCCUCUCCUGCCUCCAAACUGAUCCAAUCAAAACCUGCAUCCCGGCAGGCGAGCAAGCAGGACGAAGAGGAAGUCACCUGUGAGGCAGCAGGAAGUGGAAAGGAAUGUGACACUGUUGGCCAGAGCCAGGUGUCAAUCAAGCAGCCAACGGCAGCACUGAACAGAAUGGGCUCAAGUGGGAUCCAGUCUGAGCCCGCCGGCCCACCACCGACGGAGACGGAGAGCAGCGUUCAAGAACUUCAGGACUCCCUGCUGGCACUCUCCCAGCCCGACAGGUCCAGUGACUCGGACUGCUGUAUCGAAGAUCAGCCGGAGAACACAGGCAAAGCUUUAUCUCCAGGUGACAUGCUGACGACCUCAGCCUCCCCGGCCCAGACAGACCAUAAUACUCAACGGCUGGCCCACAAGUGCCCUCAGUGUGGACAAUGUUUCAUAUAUCGCUCUGAGGUGCUUCGCCACCUGCGGACCCUGCAGGGCUGCCCCGGCCCACCCCCCCCAGCCCAGGUGUACCGCAGCUGCUUCCAGUGCGCCGGCAGCUUCCAGACGGACGGCGAGCUGAAGGCCCACAUCCAGACCCACCAGGUGCCCUACCAGUGCUCCCACUGCCACAAGAGGUUCCGCCUCUCCUCCACGCUGACCACCCACCAGCAGACCCACGCAGCCGCCGGGGGCCUCACCUGCGGCAGGUGCGUGCGCGUGUUUGCCUCGCCCGGGGAGCUCCGCGCCCACCGGCAGACGCACCGCCACCCCCCGCCGGCGGCCCCCCAGCUUGGCUGCCCCGCCUGCAGCCAAACGUUCCCCACGCAGACGGAGCUCUUCAGGCACCAGCAGACCCACCCGGCCACCGACAGAGCCUUCAAGUGCAGCAUCUGUGACCAGGUGUUCACAGAUCUCACCCAGCUGCGGAUCCACCUGCGGGAGCACAAGAAGCGCUCGUUCCAGUGCUCCCAGUGCCCCAAGGCCUUCAUCACGCUGAGCAACCUGCAGGUGCACGCCCGGCGCCACUCGGCCCCGCAGGCCCACCUCUGCUCCCAGUGCGGCAAGCGCUUCUGGACGCGCGGCGGGCUGGAGAACCACCUGCGGCUCCACAACGGGGAGAAGCCCUUCUGCUGCCAGUACUGCGGGAAGUCGUUCACCGCGCUGGCGGGCCUGGUGGUGCACAUCCGCCUGCACACCGGCGAGCGGCCCUACGUCUGCGCCGUGUGCGGGAAGGGCUGGCCGUCGAAGGGCGACCUGCAGAAGCACACACGCACGCACACCGGGGAGCGGCCCUACGUAUGCCCGGACUGCGGCAAGGCCUUCGCCAUCUCCUGUCACCUCAGCGAGCACCGCCGCUCGCACACCGGUGAGAAGCCGUUCAGCUGUCCAAAGUGUGGGAAGUGUUUCAUCAGGAAGUCCACCCUGAAGAUCCACAUCCACACCCACAGCGACAAGAGGCCCCACGCCUGCUCCUACUGCCAGAAGAGCUACGCCAGCAGGAACCACUUAAACAGACACGUACGCACACACAAGACCUCCUAGCCUGGUCACACACGUACCACUACGGACCCACAAGACCUCCUAGCCUCUACAGAUACCUACUGACCCCCUAGCCUCCUCCACCCCAAAACUAGUCUGAAAAGUUUUAUUGUACGACUGUUGUAAAGAGUGUCUUGAGAGCGUAUGUUCCUGGUUGUUCUUCGUCUUGGCUCAGUUCUCCCCUGGAAUCGUCCGCUCUGUAUCGCAGUGUUAUCAGACCGUUAUGUUAAUCACUGUCUAUUUUUGUUGCUGCAUAAAAUAUUUUAACAAAGCCUGUGAUACCUGUGCUGAUGGAAUCGCCCUCUGAACUUGCUAUGUAGAGAGCACUACCACUAAUUGAACUCUUACUAAUACUACCAUUGCUGCUUCUACAGGCUCACACUGAGCAAACGAGUACAAAAAGUAGCAAGUUAAUAUUUGAAAACAUUUCUUUAAAUACUUUGAGUGUGUGUAUGCUCCUCUAGAUGACGCCUCUCGACAAUAGGUGGAGGAGUCUGCAGCCACACCUCACCCUCAAUUUCUAGGUCCUCCAAUUGGGUGAGACAUGCAGGUACUGAGAUCUAAGAUUAGCCAACAAAUUGGGCAGACAGAACAGCUCGCCUCAUGACCGUUUUUAUAAUGUACGUUUCCUUUCAUAUUGCCAUGUGACCACAUGGCUUUCAGUUGUCACAGUACAUUUACAAAAACACUUGGGAUAUAUUUUCCAGGAUCUGUUUAUUAAGACAUUGCGUAACGGGACACUUUUGGCCAAAAUAGUCAAUUUUUUCAUCUCCAUGUUGCAAUGUUCAUGAAACAUUCAACAGGAACACCGAGAAAUAUAAUUACAAUUUCUCUGGGUUGAGACCAACAUAGGGAUUAAAAAAUAAAUACUCCGACUUGCCUUGUGGCCGUUCCAAACUGACGUAAAAAUUAAGUAAGAUUUAUCAAUGAGAUAAAGACAGGAUAUGACAUGUGUGGACAAAGUUCUGCCGACUUUGUAAACGGAUGCGGUUUUGUUUCUCAAAAACACAAACAAAAAGAAAGAUUUCUGUUCAACCUUCAAGUCAACUUUGGGAUUUGAUUUGGUGUGUAAUCAUAGAUAUCUCAAAAGUAAGAACGA
Gadus macrocephalus (Pacific cod) is the source of this 3791-nucleotide messenger RNA. Its product is annotated as zinc finger protein ZFMSA12A-like. The transcript is spliced from 14 exons. NCBI's taxonomy places the organism in Eukaryota, Metazoa, Chordata, Actinopteri, Gadiformes, Gadidae. Bases 578 to 2695 code for a protein of 705 amino acids. Gene Ontology annotation, cellular component: nucleus. The record is from RefSeq and is a predicted model, not a curated record.